AAGUCAGACACAUCCCCUCUGUGAUAAAGCCAGCAAGAGAGGCAUUUGCUAAUGAGAGGAUUGCUACAAGGCAGACUGUACUAACAUGGUGCCUGGGCUGUGUGCGGCCAUUCCUGAGUAAAGCCGCUCCUUUUCACUUCUACCAUCAAUGGAGCAACUUUGAGAAGGAACAGCUCUGUUGAUUGAAAACCAAAAUGAGUGACCUUAGCACACCCUCGCCAGUGGAACUUCCCAAGCAUAUCCUGGAUGUCUGGGUCAUUGUCCUCAUCAUACUGGCCACCAUUUUGGUCAUGACCUCCUUGUUGCUCUUUCCAGCAGCAGCUGUUGUUAUGUACAGAGUACGGACACACCCAAUCCGAAGUACCAGGUAGCGGUGCAGGAACAGGAUCAGUUCAUUUACAGAUUUGUAGAUUUGGACUAACAAUGGACAAGAGACAAAUCUUCGUCCCACAAGAAAGAACUGCAGUCUCAUUUUCAGCCUUUAUUGAAGAAUGGAUGUGCAAAGAGACUGAAUAUGUUGGGGGGUUGGAUGAUGAAACGUCACCCCUCCUGCAUUAAAAUAUCACUAGAAAUCAAAUCACUUAUUUUAUGCCAAUCACAGAGAGAAAAUUGUUUUCCAGUUUGAACGGAUUGUAAUACAUUCUUUCAGCUUUCUCUUGUGAAAGAUGAGAAAGUAAAAAGAGUGAAUACAUUUUCUUUUUCCAGCUCCAAAUAACCAGCUCCUGUAAUUCCAUAUGUCUCAUUUCAAGUGAAGGUGCUCAUUGCAACCAAUUAGCCAUUAGUUUUGCUGAAACUGAGGGGCAACUGCCCUGGUGCAAAUGAGCCCCGGUGUCUGUUAUAACAGAAAGCUGCUCCUGAUCUGUUAUUGCCAUAAAUACAUCAAAACUACAAUGGAAAAGUUUGUGUGAAAGCAUUUAAAUAAAAAUCCAUUUAUGUUUCACAGA
Messenger RNA from Xenopus tropicalis (tropical clawed frog), 944 nucleotides. It is a transcript of the gene smim3, whose product is annotated as small integral membrane protein 3. The transcript is spliced from 2 exons. NCBI's taxonomy places the organism in Eukaryota, Metazoa, Chordata, Amphibia, Anura, Pipidae. Bases 195 to 371 code for a protein of 58 amino acids. The record is from RefSeq and is a predicted model, not a curated record.